Messenger RNA from Corylus avellana, 933 nucleotides. RefSeq names its product F-box protein At4g00893-like. The record is from RefSeq and is a predicted model, not a curated record. Gene Ontology annotation, molecular function: protein binding. Lineage: Eukaryota; Viridiplantae; Streptophyta; Magnoliopsida; Fagales; Betulaceae.
AUGGAAAAUAGGAACUGGUCGGAUCUUCCUCUUGAGCUCUUAGCAACAAUUGCAGAAAGUUUAGGCAUAAUCGAGCUUCUCAGUUUCCGCAGUGUCUGCAAGGAUUGGAGUUCUGCUUCUGCCACCGCUUCUGCUCAGAUUGAGUCCUCAAAAGAAGCUUGGUUUCUUGUCUAUGGCGAAAGCCCCACUUGCGAAUGCCUUUUGGUGAGCAACUCCGGCGAAAAGCACAGCAUCCAUAUCCCAGAUCUGAUUGGAUCAUCAACAACUUGCCUUGCAUCAACCCAUGGCUGGCUUCUUCUGUUCCAGAACGGCGGCUCAAUCUUCUUCUUCUGCCCCUUCUCCCGCGCCAAAAUUCACCUCCCCAAGCUCCCUUUCUCGGAAAUCACCGACCAUGUCGCCACAUUUUCGUCGCCCCCCACCUCUGAAAACUGCGUCGUUGCUGUCAUCAGCCGGAGCAGUGAAUCAGAAGAGCUGGAAGUCAACAUGCUUCAACGUGGGGCUGACGCGUGGACCAAUCACAAGACCUCUUGUCCACUGGCGGCGUUGGGUGCAGUGAAAGGUGCGGCUUUUUAUGAGGGAUGUUUCAGCUUUUUUGACAGCGUGGACAAGCUUGUCAGAUUUUAUGUUGAAAGCCAGGACUGGGGGUUUUUCCGGUUAGCCGUUGCUCCGAGAGAGAAGCGGCCACCGGAAGCGAAUGGUCUAGAAUUUAUUCCCAGAAGGAAGCAAUUUGUGAGUUUGGGGAUGGACAAACGAUUGGGUUUGUCGGAGGAUGUGUCCAUUUCUACUUGUGGGACACAGGUGUCUUUUUGCAAUGUUGACGAGGUUUUGUUUUGUGAGACCAUUGAUGCUGCUGAGAGCUCCAAAACCAGUCAUCUUAAAGGGGUGUGGAUCCAGCCCAGAUUUUUCCAAGUCUCUCCAACUCAGAGCUGGUGA